This is a messenger RNA of Oikopleura dioica, 1311 nucleotides long. The record is from the annotation of a GenBank genome assembly. Lineage: Eukaryota; Metazoa; Chordata; Appendicularia; Copelata; Oikopleuridae.
AUGCUGUCCAUAACGCUGGAAGAGAAACAGAUGAAAAUCAUGAGCCAAGAAAACGACCAGUUUUGCCGGUUGAAUGUCGGAUUUUCGAUGGAAAACGAAAUCCAGCCAAAAUACCAACUCGAUCCGGACAAAUUCAUAACUGCUUUUGUCUCACGAGGGCCGAAUAACCAGAUCUACUCGCUUCGGGAAACAAUCUUUAUGGCAAUCGCGCUGAACAGGACGCUUAUUUUGCCACCUUUUUUCAAGCACGAUCGGGGCGAUCCGACUUCGAAUGGGUCAAAUACGGCCGUGAGAGCUGAUUCCAGUCAUUUUGACGAAAGAUGCCCCAAGCGUGUGUCCAACUGGAUUAGAAAAAUCUUCCGCGCUCAAGUAAUUUGUCCUUUUGGCGAAAACCCUCCCCGACUUCAAGCAACCCAGGAGGCGAUGAAUCUACCAGUCAAUUUCAACACUCAAAACAUCUGCGAAGACAAAACCCAAACUGAUAAAAUUGUCCCCAAUCGGGAACAAAUCGACGAGGCGUAUGGAGAAAACCAUGAACGAGAAAAGGAUCUUGCGAUUCGAAGAGUUUUGAGGAUGAAUAGCCAGGGUAUGGUUCAAAGACUUUUCGAAAAAGAAGAGGGGACGAAAUGCGCAGGGACGGGAUUUCCCUACGAAAGUGUUCAGCUAAUGCAUCUCGUUAGACAUCCAACUGAAGAUGGGGCAAUCGCAAGAGACAUCGUACAACACACUGAACGACCAAAACACAUCAAAAGAAUCGUCGAAAGAUUCAUCCGAAAAUACGGCGGAGAAAAAGAAUCACCUCAUUUCAUGGCCGUCCACUGGCGAUACGACGAAAAAGACUGGAAAGAAGAGCAGUGCAAACGAAGACCGGAUUUUAAAAUUUGCGAAGACUUCGAGAUCAUGCGCGAUUCCGAGAAGCUUUCGGAUGAGAUCGAGGCGUACCUGUCCAGUCUUGAAGAGGAAUUCGACUUCAUUUACAUUGCCGCUCCUCCGUCUGAGAUCUCGCUGAUUGAAGGCGUCGGCAAAUCCUUCGCGCGAAAAGGACUGAUCCCGAUUGUUUCGCAAGUCGAGAUGGACCAACUAAUGAGAGAAGAAUUCGAAGAUUCCUGUGGGGAAAAAUUCGAAAGCCUCAGAUUUGAAAUAAUGUCGAUGCUCGAAAGUGAAAUUUGCGUGAACGCGCCGGUCUUUUACUAUUCGAUCAUGUCCAGUUAUUCAAUGAACAUUCAGCAAGAGAGAUUUAACCGGCCAAAAAGCGCAACUAGAUUCAAUGGUGAACUAUUUGGUGAUGCAAGAUACGCGCAAAUCCACUAG